Molecule: messenger RNA, 1822 nt
Organism: Hypoxylon fragiforme
Lineage: Eukaryota; Fungi; Ascomycota; Sordariomycetes; Xylariales; Hypoxylaceae
Exons: 2
Coding region: 93-1784 (563 amino acids)
Source: RefSeq, a predicted model, not a curated record
GGAGCCGGAUCUCCUUCUCACUCACCCUUUUUAUAAUCCCUAAUUAUUCAGUUCUUGUCUAAGCAGACAAGAGCAACCAUUUAGAUAUCGAUAUGACUUCUCUGGUAGCAGACAUGUCUUCUUUUGACUUCACAUUUCCCUCCUGCGAGCCUGCCACUCCGCCGAGCUUCUCUUUUGACCCGUCCCUUCUUGAAUACUCUUUCAACCCCGGACAUGCUCGCUCCAGCUCGUAUGGCUCUAUUUACUCUACUGCCGAGACAUCGCCCUCCGACUCGGCCAGCACGCGCGUCACUACCCCGUCGCGCUCGCCGCCACCUAUCCGUCAGCAUGGUCCUAUCUUACUACCCAAGAUCCGCUCUCAGGACCAGGCUAUCGACUCGCCUCCCAAACGUGUUAAAAUCUCACCUUCUCCUACCCCCAAGCCCAACCGCAAGGGAACAUUUCGACCCACACAUGUUCGAAGUGCCACUAACCCAGAAACUUUGAACCACUACUCCAAUGCCUUCUUUUCAUCACCAGAAGAUCAAAAUGCGUUGUCUCAAUCAUUGUUGUGCUCACCCAUCACAUUCGCUCAAGACAACAUGGACAACUCGCGCCGUGCCUCCAGUGUCAACCUUGACGGCAACACUCUUGAAAGAUAUGGCUUUCCAACUUAUCGCCAAAUGCCAUCAUAUGUUUCUGCCAUGCCCCAGCUUCCAAGUGAACAGUUCAUGUACGGCUAUGCUCCCCGUGCUCCGUCCCCGUUGAGCUUGUCUUCCACACCUCCCCCUGACCCAACCCCGUCUACUACUUUGAUGAACUACCUUACCACAUCAAACCCUGCCCCUUCGUUGGUGCGCACAAUCUCGUACCCUCUGCGUGACCCUCAUACCAAGCACUUCUGGUGGGACGUACGUCAAAUUAGACCCUGGACCAACUUUAACUUGAACACAAUUCUCUCCCUUCCAGGGGCAUCUGGACUCCUCAACUGCCCGGUCCCGCAGCCGCUUCUCCCACAACCGGCCACUACCACGCGCCACCCGGAGACCGAGGCAGCCCUUCACAAUAUCUAUGCCUCUCACUACAUUCCUAAACUCAACUCAGCUCUCACAUUGUCUUCCCAGCGCCCAUUACAGUUGACAGUGCCUGUCAGCAAGGCUACAGCCACUUCACCUAACGACCACCUCUUCGUGGCUAACAUCGCUGGCGAGUCCUCGACCGCUGCCGCUAUAUUUGGUGGCAAGCCCACAGCCCGCGUUGUCGGACUAGUCAAAUCAUUCGACCGAUUCAACACAGGCAUGCGCGUAGAAGGAAACAUCAAGCGUGUCGAGUACCUGCGCGGACUGGCACAUCUCCACUACAUGAUGCGUGAACAUGGCACUCGCUACGGUUUCAUCCUGACGGAGAUCGAGCUCGUCGUGUGCCGCAAUGGCGCUGAAGGCACGCCACACUUCGGGUACAUGGAAGUUAGCAGCGUUCAGCUAGCCGCUACCGCCGACGCAGCCUCUGACAACGAUGAGCUACCCCUCACCGCCUGUCUCGCUCUCUGGGGUCUAUGCAUCAUGGCUAGCGAUGACGGUGUCAACUCCCACGGCCUAUGCGGCAACAACGUCUCCUGGAAAGCGGAGAUCGGUGCCCCGGCUGAAGGAACCCGACGAAAGGCACUCCCCAGAGACGACUGGAUGCCCCAGCCGCAACUCUCAGAGAAGCGUGAGGCAAAGCGCGCAAGAGGUUGGGUUUUGCCCGAGGACGCUAUUGGACGGAAGGAGUUGGGUAAGAGAGGUGUUCGGUAUAAUGGUUGUUAAUUCAUAGACAUUGUUUGUUCUGUCUAGCAGUCUUCUUU